UCACAUGCUUGUGUGUGUUUUCAGUCUGGACCGUGAGCUGGAGAGUUUGAAGGAAGCUCUUCUGAAGGCCAGUCUGGAGACGGCACCCAAAGCUCAAGACAAAUCCCCAUCUAAAAUGACCCCAGCCAAGCAGUCUCAGCUCAGGAACUUCUUGUCGAAGAGACAGACUCCACCGGUUCGAUCCACGGCUCCUGCCAACCUGUCGCGGUCCGCGUUCCUGUGUCCUCAGUUCUACGAGGAUCUGGAUGAGGUGAGCUCGAGCUCGUCUCUGUCUCAGGUUCUGGAGCCCGAGGACUCGCUGGCGCUGGCCGAGGACGGGGACGAGCCGCUUCUGAUGCCCAGCGUCUCGAGACACCCGACCGUGGUCCGAACGCCCUCCAUACAGCCGGGCUUCAGUACCAGUCCCUUCAGCAGAGUCCCGAUCAUCAGCGCCGCUCCGAAGAUAAACAUGGACAGUGCCGAUAGCACAGCGCUAGCCACAAAAACAGUGAAGCACGGAGCCCCGCCCACAGAGAAGGCCACGCCCACCGACAAGGCCACGCCCACGUCAGUCCCCGCCCCUCAGGCUGCUGGGAGAGCCGCCCUCAGUAGACACAUGACCAGCCAGAAACCCGGAGCGUGUUUGACCGAGUCCACGCUGAAGACGGUUCCUCAGGUGGUGAACGUUCAGGAGCUGAAGGAUAAAGGUCCACACACACCUGUGUCCACCGUCAUCAGCGCGUCUGUUCCAGCACCGGCGGCUCAGGUGGUUCAGCAGGUUCUGGCUACGGUCGAGGCCAGUAAAAGUUCCUUUCAAGCCGCGUUAAAGGGCCAGUCGCCGGCCCAGGCCACAUCUUCCAGCUUUGUGUUCGGCGGAGCAGCAAAGCCCGAUGCAGGAGCGUCUUCAUCCGUCAGUGAGAAGAGCUCGAAGGGCUUCUCGUUUUCGACACCGUCAGCAGGGUUCAGUUUCACAUCUCAAUCCCCGGACGCCAACAACACUCAAGCGAAGAGUUCUGGCCCGCCAGGCAAGUUCUCCUUCGCUAGCAGUAGCGGAUCAAAGAUGCCGUUUGGCCCCGGUGGAUCCGAGGAGCCUUUCUCCUUCACCCCGAAACUGGCUUCUCCCGCGCCGAGCGCGAGCUCCUCGACCCCGCCUCCAGAGACUCCUAAACUCCCUCACGCUCCCAAAGCCCAAGGAGAAACUCUCGGCUGCUUCUCCGGCUUACGAGUCGGCCAAAGCGAAGAACUCAAGGAUGCCUCCAAACCCGCGCUCGGCUUCACCUUUGGCAACGGAUCCACAGGAUUCGGGUUCAAUUCCGCGCAAAUCAAGCCUGCAGAAACUGGAAGUACAACAGCAGAAUUGGAAAGCGCCACUACAGAAGCUACGAAAACGAUGACGCCACAAGCUCUCGGCACGCUUACACCCGCCGAUAAACCGCUAGAAGCAGCGGCUCCCGCAGUAAAACCAACUUUUACGAUUCCCUCGACGACUUUCCCACCGGACGCCACAUCUUUCGGCAGUCUUCUCCGCGCACCUCUACAAGAGACAACUCUUUCCACAAACCCCCUCCCGACGACGACGGCUUCACCCGAGGUGGCUAAAGAAGAAGCUAAAGAACCUCCCAGUCCUAAACCGCUAGCUUUAAGUGCGCCAGUCGUAUCGGCCACUGAAGCCGCGGCUCCCAUCAUUACAGAAACCAUUACAGCAACUUCCAACAAGCCUCCAACUCCUCCAACUCUGGAGGUCUCGCCAGCACCCCCUCCAUCGGUUACUCCACCAUCCGACACGCCGACGGCUGUAUCCGAGCCUCCUUUAGCGGAACCGGUCGCUAAUCCCGCUCUUGAGACGAUUAGCAGCUCUUCUUUAGCCACUCCUGCUUCCCAAGAGCCUCCAGCAACUUCAGCGUCUGACAAACCUGGCUCAAUCUUUGCCCCGCCUUUGGACGCUCAAACCGUCGGUUUCUCCACAGUCGUCACUACUUCGGCUUCAUCCACCCCGUCCACAGCCAUCACCACUAGCGCAGCUCCUACUUUCGGACAAUCACCCGCCGCUCCGAGCACAGCGUUCGGAUCCACCGCGUUUGGCGCCACUUCGACCCCUGGCUUUGGCAAGCUUGCGUUCGGACAGAGUCCUGCUGGUUUCGGCCAGCCUGCCGCCUCAGACUCUGCUAGCAACUUCAGUUUUGGUCAGGCGGCGUUUAGCGCUAGCCCUGGGUUUGGCACGCCGGCUACGACCUCCACCACCUCGACGGCCACCGGCGGAGGAGCAGGGAUGUUUGGAGCUGCUAGCGCUAACAGUGCUAGUUCCUUCUCCUUCGCAGCCGGCACCGGCUCCGCACCCGGCACUGGCACUGGAACUGGACUCUUUUCCCAAAGCAGCGCUCCUGGUUUCGGACAGCCCAGCGCAGGCUUUGGCCAGGGGUCCAUGUUCGGGAGCAACACCACCACGGCGUCCUCUGGGUUCGGUUUUGGACAACCAUCAGGGUUCGGCAGCAGCACCUCCAGCUCGUCGGUGUUCGGACAGCAGCCCGGCGUCUUCGGACAGGCUCAGUCCGGUGCGGGUCUGUUCGGCUCGGGCGCGGGGAACACGUCCUCGGGGUCAGGAUUCUUCAGUGGCCUCGGAGGGAAACCCAGUGAAGACGCCGCCAACAAGAACCCGUUCGGAGCGCCGGCCGCGGGAGGAUUCGGCCAGCCGAUUAACACAGGUCCGGCUAACCUGUUUGGGAGCAGCGGAGCGAAGGCCUUCAGCUUCUCCAGCAGCUCGUUCGGGGAACAGAAGCCCAGCGGGUCCUUCAGCACCGGAGCCGGGUCUGUGGCGGCUCAGGGCUUCGGCUCCUUCAGCACUCCCACCAAACCAGCUGGUUUCGGGAGCGCGCCGGUGUUCGGCAGUCCUCCUACGUUCGGUGGAUCUCCGGCGUUUGGGGCGUCGGCAGGGUUUGGCUCCGCCCCCUCCUUCAGCGCACCAAUGGGAUCCUCGGGGGGGAAGGUGUUCGGAGAGGGAACCACCGCCGCUAAUGUCGGGGGAUUCGGGUUCGCGUCUCCUCCUAAUGCGCCGUCGUUCGGCAGUCUAGCCAAUCCCAGCGCAGCGACUCCGUCGUUCGGGAGCCCGGCGGGAUUCGGCACUCAGACCGGAACGUUCCCCGGCUUCGGCUCGUCUGGAGGUUUUGGAGGCUUUGGGAACGCGAACACCAACCAACCGUCGGCUCAGACCUUCAACAGUUGGAGGAGUUGAUCCGCGGACUCUGACUUCCACCGACACGCUGAUGUCAUUUUAUAGUGUGUGUGUGUGUGUGUGUGAAUAUGCCGUGAGGUUUGGUCAUCUUUACGUGUGCUGAUGU
Rhinichthys klamathensis goyatoka is the source of this 3314-nucleotide messenger RNA. It is a transcript of the gene nup214, whose product is annotated as nucleoporin 214. Gene Ontology annotation, biological process: RNA export from nucleus; protein import into nucleus. Gene Ontology annotation, cellular component: nuclear pore. The record is from RefSeq and is a predicted model, not a curated record. Gene Ontology annotation, molecular function: structural constituent of nuclear pore. NCBI's taxonomy places the organism in Eukaryota, Metazoa, Chordata, Actinopteri, Cypriniformes, Leuciscidae. The transcript has 17 exons. The coding region runs from base 5 to 3208 and encodes 1067 amino acids.